AUAUAUCUCUGAAAUGGCUCUACCCAGACAAAGAGGGGCAAUGAACAUAGGCUUCCAAUGUGGUGUUGGUAUUGGAGUUCUUGCAGCAAACCUUAUCAAUUUUGGCACUGAAAAGAUCAAAGGUGGUUGGGGAUGGCGUGUCUCCUUAGCUAUGGCAGCAGUCCCUGCAUCAAUUCUAACACUGAGUGCAAUUCUUCUUCCAGAAACCCCCAACAGCUUAAUCCAACGUGGAAAUGACAACCAGAAGGCCAAACACGUGCUGCAACGCAUACGAGGCACCACUGAUGUUCAAGCAGAACUCAAUGAUCUCAUCAAAGCAAGCUCAAUCUCGAAAGCCAUCAACCACCCUUUCAAGAAAAUUAUACAAAGAAAAUACAUGCCUCAACUAGUGAUGGCAAUGGCCAUACCAUUCUUUCAACAAGUGACAGGCAUCAAUGUCAUCACAUUCUAUGCUCCAAUAUUAUUCAGGACAAUUGGCUUAGGUGAGAGUGCUUCUCUCAUGUCUGCAGUGGUAACAGGCCUUGUUGGCACUGCCUCUACAUUCAUAUCAAUGCUAGUAGUAGACAAGCUUGGCCGAAGAACAUUAUUCAUGAUAGGGGGAAUCCAAAUGCUUCUGUCACAAGUAAUAGUCGGAGGUAUCAUGGCAGCACAGCUAGGGGAUCAAGGUGGGUUAAGCAAAGGGUACUCAUACUUGGUUUUAGUCUUGAUAUGCACAUAUGUUGCUGGGUUUGCAUGGUCAUGGGGUCCCUUGGGAUGGUUAGUUCCCAGUGAGAUUUUCCCAUUAGAGAUACGAUCCGCCGGGCAGAGUAUUACAGUGGCAGUGGGUUUUCUCUUUACUUUCAUUAUUGCCCAAACAUUUCUAUCCAUGCUUUGCCACUUAAAGUCAGGGAUUUUCUUCUUUUUUGGAGGAUGGGUGGUGGUGAUGACUGCCUUUGUGUUCUUGUUGUUGCCUGAAACUAAGAAUGUGCCUAUUGAGCAGAUGGACAAAGUGUGGAAGGAACACUGGUUUUGGAAAAGAAUAGUGGGGGAAGUCGAUGAAAGCACCAAGACACAGAGCACAACACAAUCAAUGCAAGCUAUUUAAAUGGAAUUUGGGUUUUGAAUAAACAAUCCUAUUUCUUGUUGUUGCAUAGAACACUAGGAACUUGAUGGGUUUCUUUUGUUAAUUCUUGUUCUUUACAAUACAGAGAUAUCUGCAAA
Rubroshorea leprosula is the source of this 1200-nucleotide messenger RNA. The record is from the annotation of a GenBank genome assembly. NCBI's taxonomy places the organism in Eukaryota, Viridiplantae, Streptophyta, Magnoliopsida, Malvales, Dipterocarpaceae.